Messenger RNA from Lachancea lanzarotensis, 2460 nucleotides. RefSeq names its product LALA0S07e05204g1_1 (gene CFT2). Gene Ontology annotation, cellular component: mRNA cleavage and polyadenylation specificity factor complex. Lineage: Eukaryota; Fungi; Ascomycota; Saccharomycetes; Saccharomycetales; Saccharomycetaceae. Gene Ontology annotation, molecular function: RNA binding. The coding region runs from base 1 to 2460 and encodes 819 amino acids. Gene Ontology annotation, biological process: mRNA 3'-end processing by stem-loop binding and cleavage. The record is from RefSeq and is a predicted model, not a curated record. The transcript has a single exon.
AUGACAUACAGUUUGAUCUGUCACUCGGAUCCUUCCGGCCACCACCGGUGUUCCCUUCUCAAAUUUGAGAAUGUCACGAUAUUGAUGGAUCCUGCUUGGGAUGGGAUUUCUGAAGACCACGACGCAGCAGUAGAUUUUUGGGCUCAGCUUAUAAGUCAAACCGAUAUAGUGAUACUGAGUCAACCAACUGCUGAAUCUUUAGGUGCAUAUGCGCUGCUGUAUGCUGCAUUUUUGGCACAUUUCUACUCGCGUAUUGCGGUAUACGCUACCUUGCCCGUGGCCAACUUAGGCAGAGUCACUACACUUGAUUUAUAUACAUCUCAAGGACUAAUUGGACCCGUGGACACCAAUAAACUGGAUUUGUCAGAUAUUGAAGACGCUUUUGACCACAUAAUUUCGAUCAAACAUUCCCAAAUAUUGGAUCUCAAAUCUAAAUUCGAGGGACUUACAAUCGUAGCUUACAACUCGGGCUACGCCCCGGGUGGAUCGAUUUUUAGCAUUACCACAUUUUCCGAUAAGGUUAUUUACGCCCCGCGGUGGAAUCAUACCAAAGAUACAAUCUUGAACAGCGCAGCUGUGCUGGAUAUUUCAGGAAAACCUUUAACUUCCUUGAUGAGGCCUUCGGCGAUAGUCACGUCUACUUCGCAUCUGGGUUCCUCAUUACCGUACCGCAAGCGAGCAUCGCAGUUCAAGGAGGUCCUGAGAGGAGUGCUCUCUAAAAGCGGCACAGCCGUUAUUCCAUGCCAGGUUGGUGGAAAGUUUUUGGAUUUACUUGUGCUGGUGAAUGACAUGAUUUAUGAACAAAGAAGGUAUAGAAAUCAAUCGGAUCCGCCAAUUUUCUUGGUUUCUUAUUCUCGAGGCAGAUCUCUCACCUACGCCAGAAGCAUGCUGGAGUGGUUAUCAGCGUCUGUGAUCAAAACCUGGGAGGGCAGGAAUAACAGAUCACCUUUUGAUCUUGGUUCUCGAUUCUCCAUAGUGACUCCCGAAGAGCUCAAGAAAUAUUCAGGACCCAAAGUUUGCUUUGUUUCUGAGGUGGAGAGACUUAUCGACGAUGUGCUUUCAGCUCUUGGAACAUCGGAUAAAACCACAGUUGUAUUAACUGAACCUGAUGGCGUCCCUGAAAGAUCCAACAAAAUUCUCUCAAGCAUGUACACGACUUGGUUGAAGACAAUCAAGAAUCGGGACAAUAGAGCUCAAGAUAUCAGGCCGAUCCUGUUUGCCCAAACUGUCAGAGCAGGAUUUGUCACGACAGAGGAACUCAAAGAUGAAGAACUAAAAAACUUUAAAGUAAAGCUUGAGAAGAGAAGCACUGAUCGUGCAGCACUAAUGGAAAAGCUGAAAAAAGAGGCAAGAGCCGAUGGGUCGUCCAAUGUAGCUGGACUUAUUGACGCAGUAAUUGAGGAAGAGGAUGACGACGACGACGAUGAUAUUCCUGAUUUUAUUACAGCCGUCAACAGGAAGGCCAAUGCUACUGCAAAACCACUGGAAAUUCCCGUUGAUGUUUACAUCAACCCUGAAGCACAGCCUAGACAUAAGAUGUUCCCAUUUCAACCGGUGAAGAUCAAGCGAGAUGACUACGGUGAUGUUGUAGAUUUUUCUCAAUUCGUCCCCAGUGAACGGUUAGAGGAGAAUGAGAAAAGAUCUGCUACAGAUGCCUUUGCCGAGGAUGAAGACCCGUAUGAGAUAGAGGUAACAUCCAAAACAUCCAAAAAACGGCGUGGGGCAAACACUGCAAAAGGAAACGGGAACAAGAAAGAGGAAAAUAUGGACGACGUAUCUUAUCUGAAUGCGCUCAACAAACCCCAUCGACGUUUCCUGAAUGAAGUCAGUCUUUCUCUGCGAUGUUCGGUAUCUGUUGUAGAUCUUACCAGUUUGGUUGAUCAGCGGUCGAUGUCUGUUAUUUGGCCAGCCCUGAAGCCGCGUAACGUUUUGAUGGUAGCUCCCAAGAAAGACCAGAAUGUAACAGCCCUCAAAAUGCUGAGGAACAAGCUCGUUGACGUUACAGAGCUCGAGUUUAAUAUUCCUACAACUUUUGAAACGUUGAUCCGGUCAUUGGAUGUUUCUGUAGAUCCGGAGCUCGAUCAACGGCUCAAGUGGCAAGGUGUCAGUGACGAAUACACAAUCGCACACGUUGUCGGACGCCUGGUAUGCGAUAAUGCUUCAUUCGUCGACGGAAUGCAACACCAUCGCGACAAAUGGGUACUGAAACCAAUCACCAACGGCUCCAAAAUGUAUCCCAAGGUGUCCCUUGCCAUUGGAGACGUGAGAUUAGCUGAAGUGAAGCGUCGUAUGACUGAGAAGAACCAUGUUGCCGAGUUUAAAGGUGAAGGUUCGCUCGUGAUAGACGGAAAAGUCGUUGUCCGGAAAAUUAGCGACGGUGAAACAGUAGUCGAUGGCUCUCCCUCAGAGCUAUUUUACAAGGUCAAAGCAGCUGUUGCAGACAUGUUGGCCAAAGUAUGA